This is a messenger RNA of Bacidia gigantensis, 1428 nucleotides long. RefSeq lists its product as uncharacterized. NCBI's taxonomy places the organism in Eukaryota, Fungi, Ascomycota, Lecanoromycetes, Lecanorales, Ramalinaceae. Bases 1 to 1428 code for a protein of 475 amino acids. Gene Ontology annotation, molecular function: ATP binding; protein kinase activity. The transcript is spliced from 3 exons. Gene Ontology annotation, biological process: protein phosphorylation. The record is from RefSeq and is a predicted model, not a curated record.
AUGUCUGAGAUGACUGAUAUGAAGAGUCGGUCUAUGGGCCGCAAGAAUAAAAAGGGAUUAGCAUUGUCUGCUCCUCAGACUAAACCUGCUGCCCCAUCCAGCCAAGACGCACAAAUUCCAGGAGCGAUAGGAAAUGCUGUCAAUGAUCCUGGAACAUUGGAGAUAGGGGUGGAGUUCAAGCUCGACCUUCGGAAUGAAGAUUUGAUCGUCAUGAAAGAGCUGGGCGCUGGAAAUGGAGGGACAGUUAGUAAAGUGAUGCAUUCAGCGACGAAGGUUUUCAUGGCUCGCAAGGUAUCCACAGAGCCGUUAACAUCCUCAUUGGACAGGAUAUCCAAAGAUUUUGGCCCCAUUAGGGUGGAUGUAAUUGGCAAGAUUGCUGAAGCUAUACUCAAUGGACUCAACUAUCUCUAUGAGCAUCAUCGGAUCAUGCACCGGGAUAUCAAACCAUCCAACGUCCUGGUAGACCACCAUGGACAUAUCAAGCUGUGCGACUUCGGUGUUUCUGGAGAGUUAGUGAAUUCAAUAGCAGAUACAUUUGUUGGGACUUCGACUUACAUGGCGCCCGAGCGAAUACAAGGCGCUAAAUAUUCAAUUAAGUCAGAUGUCUGGAGCUUUGGACUUACCCUGAUGGAGCUCGCCAUUGGCAGAUUCCCCUUUGACGCCAGUGAUGCUGCCGCAGGGGACAGGGCAAGUGCAGGGCCCAUGGGUAUACUUGAUCUCCUCCAACAGAUUGUUCACGAGCCAGCACCGACACUUCCCGAAAGCGAUGCGUUUCCACCAUAUCUGCACGACAUGAUCGGCCAAUGCUUGCGCAAGAACCCGGAUGAAAGGCCAACACCAAGGGCUCUUUACGAUAAAGACACAUUCCUGCAGGCAGCAAAGAGAACGCCGGUCGAUUUAGAAUUCUGGGCCGUUCAGAUGAUGGAGCAGCAAAAUCGCAAAUCGCACCUCGCCCCUCAAUUAUCGCCCAACACGAAAGCCCUUCUGCGUGGAGAGAGUACAGCUUCACCAUCCCGAGAAUCUGCAGCUUCGACUGCUUCCGCAUCGAAAACACCUACGUCUAGUGAGAUACCCAUUGCCAACGACGAUCAACGCCCUUUGCCUACUUCCACCUCCGAGCCGCCUAUGUCUUCACGCAUUACGGAUGUCAAUGGAAAUAGUGGCAUCUACCCUGAACAGCCAGCAAUCUAUGACACACCAAAUUAUCCACCUCGGACUUCCAGUAGUCUCAGCCAGUCUUCGACUCGAUCGCGCCCCAUAGGAGGUCACGAGGGCUACUCUGGGUAUACUCCUGAGAGUGGUGCAUUCAACCAGACUUUGCCAAUCCGCCCUGCUCCACCUACGGGCCCUUUACCCCAGCGACCUCGUUCUAAUUAUGGGAAUGUAACCACGCCGCGCGCAGCCAAUGAUAGCAAUCAUUACACCUAG